AUGCCAAACGAACGAAAUGAAUUAUUAUCGAUUAGAGCGAAAAAAGAACUAUUAUUUUGUUAUGACGUCGCAAAACUGUCAAGCCUUUCUCAACAUAGAGCUGCCUCUAUCUUAAAUAUUUCAGUAGUAACAUUAAGAAAAAUAUUGAAAAAUCGUAAAGAAAUUGAAGGACAAAAAUUUGAAAAACCUGUUAAAAAAAAAUGCUUUUGCCUACGACAAAAACAAAAAAAUGACAAACUAUUAAUUGACAUGGAAAUGGGUAUGGUUCAAUGGUUCGAAUAUGCGAGAUCUUUAAAUGUGCGGGUAAGUAAAAUGAUUUUACUAGAUAAAGCUAAAAGUUUAGCAUCAAUACUUGGAGUUGAACAUUUUUCUCCGGAUAAUAAUUGGAUACAAAAAUGGAAAAACAAAUACAAUAUUGCUGAUAAAAGAGUUCAACUAAUUGCUGAUCAAAAUAAAGGUACCAAUUUUUCAGCAACAAACAGCGGGUUGAUAAAAUCAGUUAAGGACUUUUUUGAAAAUAUUAUGUCCAAUUACGACGCUAAUAACGUGUAUAGUUUAUUCGAGAUUGGUCUUUAUUAUUGUGACCUGAGAAAUUCAAAUUGUGAAUUCAAAGGACCUCCGUAUAAAAAGAAAUGUCAAAAAUGUAUACAUAGACUUAGUAUUAUAUUUACGUCCAAUAUAACGGGAACAAAUAAAAUGUACCCCAGUAUUAUAGAUAAUAUUCAUAUUCCACAUUAUUUGCAAAAUGUAAAAACGUUAUCUAAACAUUUUCAAGCCAGUUAUAAUACGUGGAUGACGAGCUGCUAUGCAUCAAUUUUAAAACGAUGGGAUGAAGAGUUAAUGGGAAGAAAAAUAUUGGUAAUCAUUGACAAUGUUAUGGUGGAUUUACAAAUAGAACUGCAAAAUAUCAAAAUUAAAUAUUUGCCAAGUAGCAUAGUAUCUGUCCACCCUCUUCGACAGAAUAUUAUGCGUAUUGAAAAAACAUAUGAGUAUUAUCUAAAGCAAACGAAAUCUGCAACCAUGAACUCAGUUAAUACCGAAACUUUAGCAACUUCUUAUAAUACCGUUGAAAUUUCAGUAUCGGAUGCCAUACAUAUGAUUUUUAAUGUUUGGGAAAAUAUGUCACCAGCACUCAUCCGAAAUUGUUUCAGGAAAGUUGGUCUUAUAAAAACCAAAACCGAAGAUACUAAUGAAAAUUUGUAUUUCAAUUUCAAACAUUGGAUUUCAAACUACCGACAAUAUUUGAGGACAAUUUACAAUCAAUUACAGAGUGAAAAAGAUCAAUUCAUUUCUGCUCAAGAUAAUCCCCAAAAAUCAGACAUGCAAUUAUAUACCGAAAAUUAUGUAGAUUAUUUAAAGCUAUUAUCUGAAUCUAGUUUUGCUGACAAGAACGUACCAAGUUACUUUCAACAAGAUAAACAUAAUUGACGAACUAUUCAAAAACAUGGAUACCUACAAUUUUAAGUAUCAGGAUAAGAUAAAUAUAGGCAAACAUGCAAUACGUAAGUAUAGCAUAAAAUCAACACUACCCGUAAGAACUGGUAUUUUUAAUUAUAAA
This is a messenger RNA of Melanaphis sacchari, 1558 nucleotides long. RefSeq names its product major centromere autoantigen B-like. NCBI's taxonomy places the organism in Eukaryota, Metazoa, Arthropoda, Insecta, Hemiptera, Aphididae. The coding region runs from base 1 to 1428 and encodes 475 amino acids. The transcript has 2 exons. Gene Ontology annotation, molecular function: nucleic acid binding. The record is from RefSeq and is a predicted model, not a curated record.